AUGGAGCAAGCAGGCACUUCUUCACAUUCUCAUGGAGAAGAGCGCAAUACUCAUUCUAAGUCAGCGUCUUUCGGUCUGUACUUAUCACAGCAGAAUUCCAAAAAGUUAUGGCAAACUUGCACCGCCCCCCCCCCUAGCCUGCGUUUACCCCACCGAAAUGAUUUGGCCGAUAUGAAUAACGAACAGGCCGAUAUGAAAUACUCAACGAUCCGAUAUGGCGGUCACAUGGCCGAGAUGAAGGCGACCUAUAUGGGGUUGACAGACAAGAAGGGGCACCGAGAAGACGACCAUAGUCCAGGACGGCCCUAUGAGGGUCCAUGGACCAGACCAUAUGGGCCGUCCUGGACACGUCGUUCAAGCCCUUGGAUGCCAAGACGGUGGACUGGCACGACAACGCGCAUGAAUGACGUCGCAGUCCAUCUAUCGGGCGGCAUAUCGGAUGUCCAAGACACUUGA
Molecule: messenger RNA, 456 nt
Organism: Sphaeroforma arctica JP610
Lineage: Eukaryota; Ichthyosporea; Ichthyophonida
Exons: 2
Coding region: 1-456 (151 amino acids)
Source: RefSeq, a predicted model, not a curated record